Molecule: messenger RNA, 2581 nt
Organism: Bombina bombina (fire-bellied toad)
Lineage: Eukaryota; Metazoa; Chordata; Amphibia; Anura; Bombinatoridae
Gene: CRY1
Product: cryptochrome circadian regulator 1
Exons: 14
Coding region: 453-2309 (618 amino acids)
Biological process (GO): negative regulation of DNA-templated transcription; circadian regulation of gene expression; entrainment of circadian clock by photoperiod
Cellular component (GO): cytoplasm; nucleus
Molecular function (GO): FAD binding; DNA binding
Source: RefSeq, a predicted model, not a curated record
AGUGCAAGCUAGCUAGUGGAGUCGUGCACUUCAAUGAAUCAACACUUGGCAGAAGGAGUUGCUGGGUACGGUGGGAGCGUUUGGCAGCUUGUGGUUUACUUGAAUGCCCAUCUUGCUGUUCUUGACCAUCCGUACCAGCGUGUGAGGUCUUAGCGGUGGCGUUACAUGUUGCUGCUGGACCGUGUGUUUAUUCUCUUCCACACAUAAUGACCGACAAACCUCUGCUCUUUAUUCACAAUCAAGGAAAAUCCCAUUUAUUUUUUCCUGCCACUUAAAAGACUUUUAAUUUCACCAGCACUCUAGUUACUACAACUUUCUUUACACAUUCGUUGUAUUUCCAUAAUGAGACUUGAUUGUACUUGACUCUUCAUCCCUUGUUUAUUUUUACUUUUGUUUUGUGUUCUGUAUUUUCAAUUUACACCGGCUGCCUUUUUGACAUUUUAUUUGGAAAUAUGGGGGUAAAUGCUAUACACUGGUUCAGAAAAGGACUGAGGCUCCAUGAUAAUCCUGCCCUGCGGGAGUGUAUACAGGGGGCUGACACUAUCAGAUGUGUCUACAUCCUGGAUCCGUGGUUUGCAGGCUCAUCCAAUGUGGGGAUCAACAGGUGGAGAUUUCUUCUACAAUGUCUUGAAGACCUUGAUGCUAAUCUGCGAAAAUUAAACUCUCGUUUGUUUGUAAUCCGUGGGCAGCCUGCUGAUGUAUUUCCCCGGCUCUUUAAAGAAUGGAACAUUACCAAGCUGUCGAUUGAAUAUGAUUCUGAGCCAUUUGGAAAGGAGCGAGAUGCAGCCAUUAAAAAACUUGCUAGUGAGGCUAAAGUGGAGGUCAUUGUACGCAUUUCACAUACUUUAUAUGAGUUGGACAAGAUCAUAGAGCUUAAUGGAGGGCAGCCACCGUUGACAUAUAAAAGAUUCCAGACCUUAAUCAGCAAAAUGGAACCACUUGAGACACCAGUAGAGACCAUCACUACAGAAGUGAUGCAAAAGUGUACUACACCUGUAUCAGAUGAUCAUGAUGAUAAAUAUGGUGUUCCUUCUUUGGAAGAACUAGGGUUUGAUACCGAAGGAUUGCCAUCAGCUGUGUGGCCUGGGGGAGAAACUGAAGCUCUCACUCGUUUAGAGAGACACUUGGAGAGGAAGGCAUGGGUGGCGAACUUUGAAAGACCUCGAAUGAAUGCAAAUUCUCUGCUUGCAAGUACUACUGGACUUAGCCCAUACUUGCGUUUUGGAUGUUUAUCUUGUCGUCUCUUCUAUUUCAAAUUAACCGAUUUGUACAAAAAGGUAAAGAAAAACAGCUCGCCGCCUCUUUCUCUCUAUGGGCAGCUACUGUGGCGAGAAUUUUUCUACACUGCAGCAACUAACAACCCUCGUUUCGAUAAAAUGGAAGGGAACCCAAUUUGUGUUCAAAUUCCUUGGGACCGAAACCCAGAGGCCUUGGCCAAAUGGGCAGAAGGACGGACAGGCUUUCCAUGGAUUGAUGCAAUCAUGACACAGCUUAGACAGGAAGGUUGGAUUCAUCAUCUUGCUCGACAUGCAGUGGCUUGCUUCCUCACAAGAGGAGACCUGUGGAUUAGCUGGGAAGAAGGCAUGAAGGUGUUUGAAGAACUGUUACUUGAUGCUGAUUGGAGUGUUAACGCAGGAAGUUGGAUGUGGUUAUCUUGUAGUUCAUUUUUUCAGCAAUUUUUCCAUUGCUAUUGUCCAGUUGGUUUUGGAAGAAGGACUGACCCCAAUGGAGAUUACAUUCGGCGGUACUUGCCGAUUUUAAAAGGGUUUCCACCAAAGUAUAUCUAUGAUCCCUGGAAUGCACCCGAAAGUGUACAGAAACUUGCAAAAUGUAUUAUUGGUGUUAAUUAUCCAAAGCCUAUGGUAAAUCACGCUGAGGCAAGCCGUCUGAACAUCGAAAGAAUGAAGCAGAUUUACCAGCAACUUUCCAGAUAUAGAGGACUAGGUCUUCUUGCAUCUGUUCCAUCAAAUCCAAAUGGAAAUGGAAGUGGGGGGCUUAUGAGUUACUCUCCAGGGGACAAUAUGUCAGGCUGCAGCAAUAAUGGAGGAGUUCAAAUGGGAACCAAUGAAGGGAGCUCAUCAAAUAACCAAAAUGUUAACCAGGAGGACACCCACUCAGGGGCCGGAGGAGUUCAAGGUUACUGGCAAGGGAGCAGUAUGCUGCAUUACAGUCACGGUGACAGCCAGCAGUCUUACCUAAUGCAAGCCAGAAACACUCUGAGUCCAAUGGUUUCUUCAGGCAAACGGCCAAGUCAAGAAGAGGAGAUACAAAGUGUUGGGCCGAAAGUGCAGCGCCAAAGUAUCCAUUAACAUGCUGCUGGAAUCUGCAAAACAAACCGAAGCAAUGUUCACUUUCAUAGUAUUGAAUUUGUAUGUAAAUAAAAAAUAGGGAAAAAAAUGAAAGACUUUUCUCAAACAGUUCUGAAUUAUUGUAAACUAAUCUGUUUGUGAAAGUUUAACUUAUCACUGCAUUUCUAUGGUUUUUACCUUUUUACAUAUUUCAGUACAUUUUUGUGUAAAUAUUUCUGUAAGUAUUUGGUGACGCUUAUAAGCUUGUAAAUAAAAAAUAUCUAUGAAUUAGA